GGACGCUCAAGAGAAGUCUCCUUUGUUUCGAGUGGGGAGGGUGCGGGGGUUGGUUUUCCCCGCUGCAGCUGAGGUUAUUUCGUCUUCAACCCCACCCCUCCUCCUCCUCCCCCCAGUUCACCCCAUCUACGCGACCAGGUUUCAGCCGCCUUUUGUGGGUUCGCAUUCAUGCAAUUGGUGGAUUCUUUUUGGAAAGCCCACGAGGUGGCUACUUAUCUGCACUGACUAGUCAGAGAGCCAGCUUCACUCGCUCCUAGCUCGCUGCGCUCCCGGCCGUGCCUGUCGCCUCGCCUCGGGCUGGGCACCGCCGGGCAUCGCUGGGCACUGCUGUUCACUCCCUCCUUCCUCGCUGUCAGGCUGCCCGAGGCGUCUCUCCGUCUCUGUCUCCCGAGACUCCGCUGCCUUUCCUCAGUAGCUUUGCCCCUGACGCUUUGGGGCACCUGUUGUGGGCAGGGAGAGCAGAGAUGAAGGUCCUGGGACAUAAGAUAGAGUUGUUAACAGGGCUGCUGCUCCAGGAGGUGACCAUGGCUGGGCUCCACGAGCUGCGAUUCACCGAAGAGAAGCCGCUGCUCAGAGGGCAAGACACUGAGCUGGAGAACUCUGAUGCUUUCCUCUCGGCAGUGGAUACAGACUGGAAGGAACAUGACAUAGAGACCCCGUAUGGCCUUCUCCAUGUUGUGAUUCGGGGCUCUCCUAAAGGAAACCGCCCUGCCAUCCUCACCUACCAUGAUGUGGGGCUCAACCACAAGCUCUGCUUCAACGCUUUCUUCAACUUCGAAGACAUGCAGGAGAUCACCAAGCACUUCGUGGUGUGCCAUGUGGAUGCCCCCGGGCAGCAGGCUGGGGCAUCACAAUUCCCUCAGGGGUAUCAGUUUCCCUCCAUGGAGCAGCUGGCUGCCAUGCUCCCCAGUGUGAUCCAGCACUUCGGGUUCAAGUACGUGAUUGGCAUCGGGGUUGGAGCUGGAGCCUAUGUCCUGGCCAAGUUUGCUCUGAUCUUCCCUGACCUUGUAGAGGGCCUGGUGCUUAUGAACAUUGACCCCAAUGGCAAAGGAUGGAUUGACUGGGCAGCCACCAAGCUCUCAGGCUUGACGAGCACUCUACCAGACACGGUUCUUUCUCACCUUUUCAGCCAGGAGGAACUGGUGAACAACACGGAGUUGGUGCAAAGCUACCGGCAGCAGAUCAGCAACACGGUGAAUCAGUUCAACCUUCAGCUCUUCUGGAACAUGUACAACAGCCGCAGAGAUCUGGACAUAAACCGGCCUGGGACCGUCCCCAAUGCCAAGACCCUUCGCUGCCCAGUGAUGCUCGUGGUUGGGGACAAUGCGCCUGCAGAGGAUGGGGUGGUCGAGUGUAACUCUAAGCUGGACCCAACCAAUACCACCUUCCUGAAGAUGGCCGACUCUGGUGGACUUCCUCAGGUCACACAGCCCGGGAAACUGACUGAAGCCUUUAAGUACUUCCUUCAAGGCAUGGGCUACAUUGCAUACUUGAAGGACCGAAGGCUGAGUGGAGGCGCAGUGCCAUCAGCCAGCAUGACUCGUCUGGCCCGGUCCCGUACGGCCUCUCUCACCAGCGCCAGCUCUGUAGACGGCACCCGUCCCCGAGCCUGCACCCACUCGGAGAGCAGCGAGGCCCUGGGCCAGAUCAACCAUACCAUGGAGGUGUCCUGCUGAGGCCCCUGUUGCCUCCCUGGAGAUGACCCCACUCCCACAUCCAGUCAUCCAAUCACCAUCCAACUGCCAUCCCUGUGCGCCUCCCGCCUCCUUGGUUUUAUUUUUGUGGGGGGAGGGGAGAGGGGUUUACUUCUUUUGUUUUGUUUUGUUUUUUUAAAAAAAGAGAGAGAAAAGAUAAAUACUCCAAGAAGGAGGAGAACCACCUUAAAAACCACAGCCCAGCUGAGUCUCCAGAGCGUUGUGGGAGUCUGGUGACCUUUUUUGUCAUCACCUCCGAGGCCAGGGCCCUUUCCUUCCUUCCCCCUGUGUUUCAGCUUCAGGGAACUGGGCCUCCCUGGGGGAAGCAGGACCCAUUCUUUGGGUGGAUGCCAGUCCCCCCCUUAGGACAUUGCCCCUUCACCCAGCCCACAAAUGUCCCCCCCCCCAGGCCGAGGAAGUCACGCACAAGACUGGGGACCUCCCAUAUCUGCUGGGGCCUCUGGGUCCAGGACCCUGGGGAAGCGUCCCACGGCCCAAGUUUGCUGAGUUAGGUUAAGAUCCGUUUCCCCAGCCUGGUUCAGGGUCUGUAGAUGUGGGAGAAGGCUUAGCAAAGUCACUUCUUUUUGUCCCUCUCCUCCCAGCCCCAAUCCUGAACCUUUUCUCAACAGGAAGUGAGACUGUUGACCUAUUAGCCCACCUUGGCAGGGUUAGGGGAUGUUUCCAAGGUGCUGAGUAGAAGAGGGGAAAUCCCACCCUAGUUGGGAAGGGUCCUGCCCCAAAGAACCUGGAAGGAAUCAGCAGCAAAGAAGUGUUCUGGGAGGGGGUAGUGGAUGUGUCACCCAGAGUCCCCGGCAAAGAGCCCAGGAGCCUUUCCGGCCCCUCCCACGCGCUUCUCGAUAUACAGAUAGAUAUAUUUUUAAGUCUUGUUGCAUAGAUGACAAUCAACGAUAACAACCAGAAGUCUGACUUGCACCUCACCACCCUCUUUCCACCCUCGGCUGUGAGAGGCUAGGGCACCCCGGAAAGAAAGCCUGGAGACUGCUGAGCUCUGUUGGCGGGUCCCUCUCUGGCAGCAGUAGACCUGGGGCCCCUAAUCAGAUAAGCAGUCUUCAGAGGCCUGGCUUGCGUGGGGGAAAGGUGCCAAGAGCUUUAGGCCUAGUGGGGGCGCUGGCAAUGAUUGCUUGGAGCAGGAGGAGGAAGUGGGCUGGAGCCAGGCCUACCUGUGGAGGCCGGACAUCUCCCCACUGAGGGGCUGGCUCUCACCUGGGCCUCCUCCACCUCCUGCCUUCCCCUUCCCCUGGUUUUCUUUUGGGCUGGGCUGGUGCUGCAGCAUUCAUUAGUCAUUAUGUCUGAUUCUCCUCCGCUGUGGUAGGAGGGAGCAGCUCAUUCCCAUGUGAGCCCCUUGCUGAGAUGGGCAUAAGGUCUUAUGUAGAAGGGUUGUAAUGUUGGAGUACAUCAAGCACCGAAAAGAUGAUUCCUUUGCCUAGGAUACACCAUGACUAGGGAGAGAUUCCCCAUGACCAGUCUUUCAUCAUCUGCCCAAUGAUCAACUUUUGGCCAAGCGUCCCCAAAGGGACACUGAGUCUUUGUGAUCUGGAAGGCUCUUCUUCCCUUUGCUGUGCAGAGAUGGAGAAGGCAUCGACCAGGAUCCUAUGGGGGUGGAUCAUGGGGCCCAGGAAGCAAAGGAGGCCAGGAUCAGUGUAUGGUAAAGAGACCAAGUGGACCGCCCCAAAGCUUGUCCCCUCAUAGAAAGGCAUCGGGAGCAGCACUUGGCACUGGAUAAGUCAUUUUUCUCUAUACCCCUUUAUCCUAUGUCUGCCUGGAGGUAGGGAGAACUAAGUCAUCUGUCCACAGCUGGCCCAAGCUCCUGAGGUCAUGACCCCACACCUUAUCCCAAACUCCUAGAGCUGGCCCAGGUGAAUGGCUUGUGGGGUGGAAACGGGACUGAAUAGGGAAGGGAAGAGAUGAGACGGGGCUGCUACCCCCAGCACGGUCACAAGCAGACUCUCCCAGCCCUUGAAGCUGGUGGCCGGAGGCCUCCCUUAGCGGUAGGGAAACAGAAACAGGAAGCAAAAACUUCAGCUCAUUUUACUGGAAGCCUAAGGAAAUGAUACCUGAGAUCCCACAAGCCCUUAGAGGGAGAGGAGAUGAGAGACGCUCAUGAACGCGAAAGGGCCUUGGAUGCCAGUUUUAGGAGAGCCACAGUCUGUGUGCACAUGUCUGGUUCCACUUGACACACAAUCUGGUUUAAAUAACGUCAAGCCACCUUCAUAACCAUCCUAGAAAUGACAAGUAGACUACUUUGUCCCCAGAUCUCUUCUCCUGUGUGCUUCCUUUGAACAUUAAAUGUGAAUGUUUGAAAGCUGGUAGAAAUAAUCCUUUUUACUGUAGCUAGUGCUGCCAUUUUUCUUGGGUUUUUGGUGUGUUCUUUAAGAUGAGAUAUCUAUAAAUAUCUAUACAUAUUAUAUAUACAUAUAUAUAUAUUGGGUCUCUAUGUGUGGCUUUCUGUUGGAGGUAGUUUGAUUCUAUCUGUUGGUUUACUUUUUUUUCCCUUUGGUUGAAGUAAAAUUUACUGGACUUCCUGCUUCUCUCUACAAGGUGAAAAACCUAUUUUUGUGCAUUAUGGUGGUUGAUGCUACUAUUUGCAUCAACGCCAUGAGACUUUGAGAUGACUGCAAAUGUAAAAUGAAUACAAACCCUUGUUGUAGAAAGAAUUAACUGUGUUGAAAAACUAAUAAACUAAGAAGAGUGUAA
Dromiciops gliroides (monito del monte) is the source of this 4409-nucleotide messenger RNA. It is a transcript of the gene NDRG4, whose product is annotated as NDRG family member 4. Bases 465 to 1676 code for a protein of 403 amino acids. Gene Ontology annotation, biological process: signal transduction; brain development; positive regulation of ERK1 and ERK2 cascade. NCBI's taxonomy places the organism in Eukaryota, Metazoa, Chordata, Mammalia, Microbiotheria, Microbiotheriidae. The transcript is spliced from 17 exons. Gene Ontology annotation, cellular component: cytoplasm. The record is from RefSeq and is a predicted model, not a curated record.